Messenger RNA from Chrysochloris asiatica (Cape golden mole), 1911 nucleotides. It is a transcript of the gene LCP1, whose product is annotated as lymphocyte cytosolic protein 1 (L-plastin). Gene Ontology annotation, molecular function: actin filament binding; calcium ion binding. NCBI's taxonomy places the organism in Eukaryota, Metazoa, Chordata, Mammalia, Afrosoricida, Chrysochloridae. The record is from RefSeq and is a predicted model, not a curated record. Gene Ontology annotation, cellular component: actin filament bundle; cytoplasm; actin filament. Gene Ontology annotation, biological process: actin filament network formation; actin filament bundle assembly. Bases 1 to 1911 code for a protein of 636 amino acids. The transcript has 16 exons.
AUGGCCAGAGGAUCAGUGUCCGACGAAGAAAUGUUGGAGCUCAGAGAAGCAUUUGCCAAAGUUGAUACAGACGGCAAUGGGUUCAUCAGCUGUAAUGAGUUGAAUGACUUGUUCAAGGCUGCCUGCUUACCUCUGCCUGGCUACAGAGUGAGAGAGAUUACAGAAGACCUCAUGACUGCAGGUGGUCUGGACCAAGAUGGGAAGAUCAGCUUCGAUGAGUUUAUUAAGGUGUUUCGUGGGCUAAAAAGCACAGAUGUUGCCAAGACCUUUCGAAAAGCCAUCAAUAAGAAGGAAGGGAUUUGUGCAAUCGGCGGCACCUCGGAGCAGUCCAGUGUUGGCACACAGCACUCCUAUUCCGAGGAAGAAAAAUAUGCCUUUGUCAACUGGAUAAACAAAGCCCUGGAAAAUGACCCUGAUUGCCGGCAUGUCAUCCCAAUGAAUCCCGACACAGAUGACCUCUUUAACUCUGUUGGGGAUGGCAUUGUUCUCUGUAAAAUGAUCAAUUUAUCAGUGCCAGAUACAAUUGAUGAAAGAACAAUCAACAAAAAGAAACUCACCCCUUUCACCAUUCAGGAAAACUUGAACCUGGCUCUGAACUCUGCCUCUGCCAUCGGGUGCCAUGUGGUGAACAUCGGAGCCGAGGAUUUGAAGGAGGGCAAGCCGUAUCUGGUCCUGGGACUUCUGUGGCAAGUCAUCAAGAUUGGAUUGUUUGCCGACAUCGAACUCAGCAGAAAUGAAGCUCUGAUUGCUCUUUUGAGAGAAGGAGAGAGCCUAGAAGACCUGAUGAAGCUCUCCCCUGAGGAGCUCCUGCUGAGAUGGGCCAACUACCAUCUGGAAAACUCAGGCUGCAACAAAAUCACCAACUUCAGUACUGAUGUCAAGCUGACUGACUUCUACAGCAAUAUAAAGGACUCGAAAGCUUAUUACCACCUGCUUGAACAGGUGGCUCCGAAAGGAGAUGAAGAAGGCAUCCCUGCUGUUGUUAUUGACAUGUCCGGACUAAGGGAGAAGGAUGACAUCCAGAGAGCAGAGUGUAUGCUGCAACAAGCAGAGAGGCUAGGCUGCCGGCAGUUUGUCACAGCCACUGAUGUGGUCCGAGGAAAUCCUAAACUGAACUUGGCCUUCAUUGCCAACCUCUUCAACAGAUAUCCUGCCCUACACAAACCAGAAAACCAGGACAUCGACUGGGGAGCUCUGGAAGGUGAGACACGGGAGGAGCGGACAUUUAGGAACUGGAUGAACUCCUUGGGUGUGAACCCUCGAGUCAAUCAUUUGUACAGUGACUUAUCAGAUGCCCUGGUCAUCUUCCAGCUCUACGAAAAGAUUAAAGUCCCUGUUGACUGGAACAGAGUGAACAAACCACCAUACCCCAAACUGGGGGGCAAUAUGAAGAAGCUUGAGAAUUGUAACUAUGCAGUGGAAUUGGGGAAGAAUCAAGCUAAAUUUUCCCUGGUUGGUAUUGCUGGACAAGAUCUCAAUGAAGGGAAUCGCACGCUAACAUUGGCCUUGAUUUGGCAGCUAAUGAGAAGGUACACACUGAAUAUCCUCGAAGAAAUUGGCGGUGGACAGAAGGUCAAUGAUGACAUUAUUGUCAACUGGGUGAAUGAAACAUUGAGGGCAUCAGGGAAAAGCUCGUCCAUCUCCAGUUUCAAGGACCCGAAAAUUAGUACAAGCCUGCCCGUUCUAGAUCUCAUUGAUGCCAUUCAGCCCGGUUCCAUUAACUAUGACCUUCUGAAGACUGAAAACUUGGAUGAUGAGGAGAAGCUCAACAAUGCGAAAUAUGCCAUCUCCAUGGCCCGAAAAAUUGGAGCCCGAGUCUAUGCCCUUCCAGAAGACUUGGUUGAAGUGAAUCCCAAAAUGGUCAUGACCGUGUUUGCUUGCCUCAUGGGGAAUGGAAUGAAGAGGGUGUGA